UUUAAAAGAGCAGCUGCAUUAGUAAAUUUGUUCCGAAAAACAAACGACGACAUGUAAACAUAAUAAGAAUUCGAUAUUUCUAUUAAAUACUCUGUAGAUUUAAAUAAAAGUUAAAAUAAAUAUGGAUAUUUAUCAAAUAAAAUUGUAACAUGUUUGCAAGUAGGAAAUUGUGUCAUCGUAAACUACGUAAAUACAAAUAUCGUUUGCUGGCCAUUUUUAUAGUGCUUGUUAUAAUCUUUCUAGCUUAUCAAAAGUUUUAUCCAUCCCAUAAUCUUAAUGGUUCGAUUUGUGAACCUAUCGAUGUUGUUUACACUUGGGUGAAUGGCACUGAUCCCUUUUUUGUCAAUAACAUAGUUAAAUUUGAUCCAAAUUAUGACGCAACGCGCUAUGAUGAUAAAAAUGAGUUACGCUAUUCUCUGCGUUCUUUAGAAAAGUAUGCUCCCUGGAUACGACACGUUUAUAUAAUUACAAAUGGACAAAUACCAUAUUGGUUGGAUUUAAGCAACGAACGCGUAACUGUAGUACCUCAUGAGCUCUUAACUCCAUAUCCAAGUUGGUUACCUACUUUCUCCAGCUCAGCAAUUGAAACAUUUCUACAUCGAAUUCCAAAUUUAUCGCAAAGAUUUCUUUAUCUAAACGAUGACGUUUUUUUAGGCGACUAUCUGUAUCCGGAGGAUUUGUAUACGGACUCGGAAGGAGUGCGAGUAUAUCAGGCGUGGUUGGUUCCAGACUGUGCAGAAGAUUGCCCUUGGACUUAUAUAGGAGAUGGUUCAUGUGAUAAACAUUGUAAUAUAGCAAACUGUCAAUAUGACGGUGGUGACUGUUCACUGGAAACCAAUAACUCAAAUAACAUAAAUGAACACCUAGUUAAUCGCAGUAAAGAACAUAAAGAUCUUUUUGAACUUUUAAAGGCGAACACUACCACCGCACGGGUAGCAGCUCAUUCGCAUAUACGAAAAUUUCCUAAAAGGAAAAAAAGUUCCUUCAAUUUUAGUAAUUUACCUAAAAAUUCGUCAUUUAGAGAUUUGUUACAUUAUCAUAGAAAUCUUACUUACGCUCAAGACUUUAAGCAAAUGGUAGAAAAUUAUAAUAAACGCCAACAGGAGAGAAUAAAACCCAGUGUAAGCGCUAUGAAAACUAGUAAAGCAUCAAUGAACCAAAGCCACGGGAAAAGAAUCAAACCCAGGGAUAUAUUUUCACAGUCAUUGAUAUACACAAAUAUGCUACUAAAUCGCUGCUACGGUUUUAAAGCCCGCCAUGUGCUGGCUCAUGUUGGCUUUCUACUAGAACGUACUAUAAUAGAAGCUAUGCAAGAGAAAUUUGCACCUGAAAUUUUUAAUACAGCCUCUCAUCGUUUCCGCUCCGCAAACGAUAUACAAUUUGCUUUUGCUUAUUAUUCAUUUCUAAUGGAAGAAACUCGUACAACCAGUGUACGGGAAAUAUUUUCUGAAUUUGACACCGAUCAUUCCCAUUCAUGGUCAGAUCGAGAAAUACGCACUUUAUUGACGAGAACAUUUCCUCUACCUUUAGACGUGUCAACAUUGCACUUUUUUGAAGAAAUAAUUAAUAAUUGCAGUCGUUAUUACGAUUCGAAAGAAAUAGAUCAGUCUAUUUACACUACCUUGGUAUAUGAACGAUAUAUGGAUUCGAAUUUACCCAGAAUUACAAGGGAUUUUGUGGAAAAAUGUUUGCCAUUGGCACAAGCUUUAGAGGAAAAUUUUUCAUCGAGAUUCAAAUACAAAUUUCAUAUUAAUUCAAAACGCUCUCUAAAUAGUAAUUUUAUGAUGCUUACCUCCAACAUAACUCAAGUGGCCGAAGCUCUAGACAAAAUUCGUAAAGUUCCGAGAAAAUUCAAUUGCAUUAACGAUAACAUGGAGCCCGGUAUAGACGAUAAUGAUCUUAUACGUCAAUUAUUAGAAGAUUUCUACUUAUCGUUCUUCCCCGUUCGCAGUCAAUUCGAAUUGCCUUUGCAAUAUCGCAAUCGAUUUGAAAAUUGGCAUGAUUAUCAACGAUGGCGUCGACGAAAACGUGCUGCUUUAGCAUUAGGUUACGGUGUAAGUGCCAUUUUAAUAACUUUUGUUCUGAGAUUUAUAUGCAUUCAUAAAGCAAAGAUUGUACGACGUUAUGUCCAGAAAUUAUAAUAAGUUAAAAUUUGC
Molecule: messenger RNA, 2156 nt
Organism: Glossina fuscipes
Lineage: Eukaryota; Metazoa; Arthropoda; Insecta; Diptera; Glossinidae
Gene: Gnptab
Product: N-acetylglucosamine-1-phosphotransferase subunits alpha/beta
Biological process (GO): N-glycan processing to lysosome; carbohydrate phosphorylation
Cellular component (GO): Golgi apparatus
Molecular function (GO): UDP-N-acetylglucosamine-lysosomal-enzyme N-acetylglucosaminephosphotransferase activity
Source: RefSeq, a predicted model, not a curated record